Messenger RNA from Paramormyrops kingsleyae, 1575 nucleotides. The record is from RefSeq and is a predicted model, not a curated record. Lineage: Eukaryota; Metazoa; Chordata; Actinopteri; Osteoglossiformes; Mormyridae.
AAAACCUGCAUACACACCGGCCAUUUGCGGAUAAGAUUGGGCACCCCUGGUUUAGACUGACGUCUAGGCAAAAUGCCGAAUACCAUAAUUCCGUUAGCUACCCAGACUAGGGCAGUCCCUAUUUCCCCUACCUAUUGAGUUUAAUUUGUAUGUUAGGACGUUUUAGUUGAUUAAUAAAUGAUUAAUGCAAAAUUGAAUGCAUAAGGGUGUAUUAACUUGUUAGUGUACCUGAGUACAGGUCAGGGCGUUAUGGACCCCCCUGAGUUCUCGGAGGGGCGACCUCAGGCUUACUGUGUGGACCAGGGCUUCACUGAGGCCAUCAACCAGAAGAUGCAAGUGCCUGAGCGACUGAGUGUGGGGGUGGGACCCAGAGAAGAAGGAACAGAGAAGCUGGAGGACUUGACCCUGGCCUACAGGAUGCAUGUCCCUGACAGGCUGUCUCUGGCAGCCAUGGACUUGAACCCCAGGCCGUUUUUCUCCACCUCAUUCAAGCACAGUGCUCCCCCCCAUGUGGGUUUGGCGUGGGACGUCCAGUCUCCGAGUCGGGAUCGGUCGACGUUGUCACGAGACCCCCCAGUGAGCCCCCUGCGGAGGUCGUUCAGUGACCAGACCAUUAACUGGAGUCCCCCUGUGACCCCAACCGCUUCCAAGCAGAUUCGUCAAGCACCUCCCAUCCGCAGCACAGGACGCCCUCCACAGUGGGCGGGACCUCCUACCAUCUCACCCGGCCUCCUGACCCCGCAGCAAAUGCUCCAGGCCGCCAAAGACCUGGGUCGCCUGGCCUCUCAGCGUGUCCUGCAGUCUGUGACCCAGAAGUACAGUUCCAGGUCCAGCUGCCCAGAGAACCCCCCCACUGCCUUGACAGACACUCCCAGCACCACGGGCCUCAGCCGGAGAAGUACCACAACGGAAUGGCUGGCAGAGGAUGACGACGGGGGCAAUGUCGAGUUCCUCGUUUUACGGAGACAGGUGGUGAAAAUGAACCGACGGCUGGCAGCCCUGGAGCGGCAGAACGCGGAGCGUCGGCAGAGCGAGCAGCUGCUGUUCUCCCUGCUGAUUUCCGCCUGUCUGCUCAACGGCUGGCUCUGGCUGCGCAGAUAGUAGCCCGCAACUGUGUAGCCGCACUGGGGUCGCAGAUACGCACAUGCAGACGGCAGAAGAGCGGUAGAUAGCUGGACAGGUAGGACCGAACUCAGCCCGUGACCUCCGUGACCCCGGCAUGGUCUAUGUCAUCAAGCAGGACUUCAACCCAACAACUGUGCUUACGAACUGAAACAUGGACGAAGGGUAAAUAUAUCAAUUUGCGAUGUGUGUAGCAACUGAAAACAGAGCAAUAUGAGAACUUUUCAACAUCUGGAUGAAAUGCAAGUUUAUCGCACGUGGCCAUCAAUACGUUAAUGGUAGUUGCUGUAGUUGGAUAUUUAACAUGCGUUUUUAGUGUCUCAUACUCCUGUGAAGACUUUAAUUUUUAUCAUCAUUUUAUCAUUGUGAUGCAUGCACUGUUACGAUUACUCAGCACCGUUAGCUUGCUGUUAAUAAAUAAAAGUAUUUGUUCGAAGAUUAAUUUCCAACUCA